Rubroshorea leprosula is the source of this 1309-nucleotide messenger RNA. NCBI's taxonomy places the organism in Eukaryota, Viridiplantae, Streptophyta, Magnoliopsida, Malvales, Dipterocarpaceae. The record is from the annotation of a GenBank genome assembly.
ACUAAACUGUGUUACAUUCCUAUUGAGCCAAAGUCUCCAUACCAAACAAACUUGUUUAAACUUCAUAAAAAUGGCUGUACCUGAUCGUCGAGGCGGCGGCGCCAGCAGUCUUCCCAACAUCAAAUCUUUUGCCAUUCAAAUUAUCACUAGUCCAUGGUUCAUCUUCUUCGGCUCACUCCUCACUUCAUCCGCUGCCGGUGCCAGUCACAUGUUCAGUCUCUACUCCGGCGACAUCAAGAACUCCCUAGGGUACGACCAGUCCACCCUCAACCUUCUCAGUUUCUUCAAGGACCUCAAUACUGGCGUCCUUGCCGGAUUAAUAGCCGAGGUAACCCCUCUUUCGUUCGUUCUCUUCCUUGGUGUCGUGUCAAACUUCUUUGGCUACUUCAUGAUAUGGCUAGCCGUUACGAAAAGAAUCGCUCGACCAGCUGUCUGGCAAAUGUGUCUUUACGUUUUCAUCGGUUCUAAUUCUCAGACGUUCCCCGACACCGUAAGUUUAGUGACGAACGUAAAGAAUUUUCCGCAGAGUCGCGGCGUUAUUUUGGGUAUUCUCAAGGGUUAUCUCGGCCUCAGUGCCGCGAUAAUAACACAAUUGUACCAAGCUAUUUACGGGGAUGAUUCCAAGGGAUUGAUUCUGCUGAUAGGCUGGCUUCCGGCCGCGAUAUCGUUGGUUUUUAUUCGAACCAUCCGGAUCAUGAAGGUGACCCCUCACUCCAACGAGUUGAAGGUGUUUUACAAGUUCCUUUACAUUUCUCUCGGUCUGGCGGCGUUCUUGAUGAUUAUAAUCAUUGUGGAGAAUAAGGUGACUUUCACUCAGGGAGAAUACUGUGGCAGCGCCACCAUGGUCCUUAUUUUGCUGUUUUUACCGAUUGCGGUUGUGGUUGCGGAGGAAUUGAACGUUUGGAAGGCAAAACAAGCUAUUUUUGAGUAUCCUUCUCUUGUGAAAGUUAUCACCGAGGAGCCAACCCAAGAAGCCUUUCCUUAAUCUAUUUCCCAAGCCAAGAAUGCCUUUUUUUUUUUCAUUUGAUAUUGGAUUCCACUUUUGCCCUCAUAACUUUGCUUCUCCAUUUCACCUGUUAUGGGGAGCAUGUUAGUCAUUUUGUGACCUCUUGUUGUUGUGCCUUCCUAUCUUUGUUUCUCCAUUCACAUAUUGGGGUGGUUUGUAGGUCAUUUCAACACAAAGGCAGGUUCUUCUUUUUCGCUCGUGUUUUGGCAAUGCUUUGGUUGAUCGAUUUCCAUUUUCGUGUUUGAUUUAGUCUUCUAAGACUAAUCUUUGGUUGUUGAUUCUGAUUAAAGAGGAAAAUAGCCU